Messenger RNA from Thyridium curvatum, 1182 nucleotides. RefSeq lists its product as uncharacterized. NCBI's taxonomy places the organism in Eukaryota, Fungi, Ascomycota, Sordariomycetes, Thyridiales, Thyridiaceae. Gene Ontology annotation, molecular function: GTPase activity. Bases 1 to 1182 code for a protein of 393 amino acids. The transcript is spliced from 2 exons. The record is from RefSeq and is a predicted model, not a curated record.
AUGGCUUCGACUUCAGCAUCAGCGGGCGACAAGCCGCGCCAGCCGGUGUCGAUAGUGUGUGUGGGCAUGGCGGGAUCUGGCAAAACAACGUUCAUGCAACGUAUCAACGCUCACCUCCACGCGAAGAAGGAGCCCCCAUAUGUUAUCAACCUUGACCCCGCCGUUCUCAACGUGCCGUUCGACAGCAACAUCGACAUCCGCGAUUCAGUCAACUACAAGGAGGUUAUGAAGCAGUACAACCUCGGUCCCAACGGCGGCAUCCUAACGUCCCUCAACCUCUUUGCGACCAAGGUGGACCAGAUUCUCGGCCUGCUGGAGAAGAGGACGACUUCAGAUCCAGCCAACCCGUCUCGCAAACCCAUUGAGCACAUCCUCGUCGACACUCCUGGUCAGAUUGAAGUGUUUGUGUGGUCAGCUUCGGGCACUAUUCUCCUCGAGUCGCUGGCCUCUAGCUUCCCGACUGUGAUCGCGUACAUUAUCGACACGCCUCGCACUGCUUCUACCAGCACCUUCAUGAGCAACAUGCUGUACGCUUGCAGUAUCCUAUACAAGACGAAGCUGCCCAUGAUCCUGGUCUUCAACAAGACGGACAUCAAGGACGCAAGCUUCGCAAAGGAGUGGAUGACGGACUACGACGCCUUCCAGGCAGCCCUGCAAGAAGACGAGAACAGCAACGCAUUCGGUGGCGUCGAGGGUGGCGAGAACAUGGGUGGGACUGGUUACAUGGGCAGCCUGCUCAACAGCAUGAGCAUGAUGCUGGAAGAGUUCUACGCCCACCUGAGCGUAGUUGGCGUCAGCUCUAUGACGGGUCAGGGCAUUGAUGAAUUCUUUGCCGCAGUGCAGGAGAAGGCCGAGGAGUUCCGUCGCGACUACCAGCCUGAGCUCGAGAAGCGCCGACAGGACCGCGAUGAGGCCAAGAAGAAGGCGCGCGAGAAGGAGCUGGACAAGAUGAUGAAGGGCAUGAGCUUCAGCGGUGAUGCGAGCAAGACCCCGCUUGAACGGCACGCCGAGGACAGCGACGUGGAGGUCGCCAGCGACGGAGAAGACUCGGACGAUGUCGGCCCUGAAGAGGAGUUCGACAGGGAGGGCCUCCAGUCUCGAUACGAGGCUGCUAUGGCCGACAGGGACGAGUCACUCUCGGGAGACGCAAGCUUUGCCAAAUAUCUGCAUUCACAGAGGUAA